Mangifera indica (mango) is the source of this 2424-nucleotide messenger RNA. RefSeq names its product serine/threonine-protein kinase WNK8-like. Gene Ontology annotation, cellular component: cytoplasm. The record is from RefSeq and is a predicted model, not a curated record. Gene Ontology annotation, molecular function: ATP binding; protein serine/threonine kinase activity. Gene Ontology annotation, biological process: intracellular signal transduction; protein phosphorylation. NCBI's taxonomy places the organism in Eukaryota, Viridiplantae, Streptophyta, Magnoliopsida, Sapindales, Anacardiaceae. The transcript is spliced from 7 exons. The coding region runs from base 440 to 2269 and encodes 609 amino acids.
CUCCUCUCUUCUCGCGUGGACAUAUCACCCUGUCAAUUCCAGAGUUUUUGCUCUCAAACAGCUCUCUAACUUUAGGAUUCAAUUCAAUCAAAUCACUUCGUUCGGGAAAUCGCAGAAAAAAACACAAAAACAUGGUAUAAAGAUGAAGCAAUCAAAUUGCCAUCGAAUUUCAGGAAUGGGUUUGAAGUCAUCGGAACGGGAAAUGCAUCUGUACGACACCGUUUGCCGGUUCAGAUUUGGAACGGCAUUCGAUUCUUAUUACGUGGCUUGUGAGGCUUUCUCUGAACAACAGCGUCUCCGCCUUUCGGCUUCGAUUCCAAUCGGAGUCAAAAUUAAAAACCUCUUAUAGUUUGUUUUCUUUUUUUUUUUUUUCGCUUUUGAUUUUCGUUUUGUGUGGAUUUCUGUGUUUGUGUGUGUGAGUUUUUUUUUUUUUUGGAAAAUGAAUUUCGAUUCGGGUCGGGGGAAAUCGGUGACGGAAGAUGGUGAAUUCACGGAGAAGGAUCCAUCAGGUCGAUACGGUCGGUACGAUGAAAUCCUGGGGACAGGAGCAUUCAAGACUGUAUACAAGGCAUUUGAUGAGGUUGAUGGAAUAGAAGUUGCUUGGAAUCAAGUGAAUAUUGAAGAUGUAUUGCAAUCACCUGAUAAGCUUGAAAGAUUAUAUUCAGAGGUUCAUCUUCUCAAGUCUUUGAAGCAUGAAAAUAUCAUUAAGUUCUAUAACUCUUGGGUGGAUGAUAAGAACAGCACUAUUAACAUGAUAACGGAGUUAUUCACUUCUGGGAGUUUAAGACAAUAUCGUAAGAAGCAUAAGAAUGUUGACAUGAAAGCCAUCAAAAGCUGGGCUAGGCAGAUUCUUCGAGGUUUACACUAUUUGCAUAGUCAUAAUCCUCGCAUCAUUCAUCGAGAUUUGAAAUGUGACAAUAUUUUUGUCAAUGGAAAUAAUGGAGAAGUGAAAAUUGGAGAUCUUGGGUUGGCAAUUGUCAUGCAGCAGCCCACAGCUCGAAGUGUUAUUGGUACUCCAGAAUUCAUGGCACCAGAGCUGUAUGAAGAAGAAUACAAUGAACUUGUUGACAUAUACUCUUUUGGCAUGUGCAUGUUGGAGAUGGUUACUUGUGAAUACCCAUAUAGUGAGUGCAAAAAUCCUGCACAAAUAUAUAAGAAGGUUACCUCUGGUAUAAAGCCUGUGUCUCUUGGUAAAGUGAAUAACCCCCAGGUUAGGCAAUUCAUAGAAAAGUGUCUUGUUCCCUCAUCCUUGCGACUGCCUGCUGAGGAACUCUUGAAGGAUCCCUUCCUCGCAAGUGAAAAUCCAAAGGAGCAUGUUUGUAAUCCUCUGCAGCUACCAACUAUUGUUCCCAAGGAAAUCAACUUGCCCCAAUCGGAACUUCAUCCUAUGGACAUAGACCUAAACCAUCAGAAGCUUUCAGACAGCUCUUGCGCAAAAAGCAAUGAUGAAAAUCUGUUUUUAACUCUAGAACUUCAGCAGCUCACUGAGAACAGUGAAUUCAGAUUGAGAGGAGAGAAAAAUGAUGAUAAUACAAUCUCGUUGACCCUGCAAAUUGUUGAUAGAAGUGGUCACUUGAGUAAUAUCCAUUUUAAUUUCUACCUUGAUUCUGAUACUGCAAUUUCGAUCGCUGAGGAGAUGGUUGAACAAUUAGAUUUGUCACAUGAAGAUGUGGUUUCUAUAGCUGAGUUGAUUGAUAACUUGAUAGUCAAGCUCGUGCCUAGUUGGAAUCUUUCAUCUUGUUGUACUUCCAGUUUGCAGAACAGUUCAUGCAAUGGUUCUACUGUUGUGCAAAACAAUUUAAUGUCUUUGAAAUGCUUAAGGGAUUCAGAAGAGUCAAAUAAGGCUUUUGCAGAGGCAGUCAACGAGCAAGGUGUCCACUCAAAGUUGGAUAUUAUGAAAUAUCAAGACACACAAGAAUCUUUCACUUCAGGUGUUUCUACUGAAUUUGAUGUUACGAUCAACUUGGCAGCCUAUGGUAAAACUGACGGUAUAAAUGUUGGGGAAUCUAUUUUGAUGAAUCGAUCCAUGCUGAACUCUGAUACCUCCUUCAUUGAUUCAUGCUCUGAUAUAUCAAAAGUCUUGAGCUUGUCAAGCAUCUCUUCUCUAUCGCUCUCAGAGAAAGAUCAUCUGUGUUCUGAGCUAAAGAUGGAGCUUGAUGCCAUUGCUGCUCAGUAUGACCAGUCUUUCCAGGAACUGCAGAGGUUGAGGGAUGAAGCAAUUGAAGAUGCCAGAAAGAGGUGGAAAUCGAGGAAUAUAUCUGUUAUUUGAUGUACUAAAAUUUCACUUGAUGCGAUUUUUCUUUUUAAUAUUCUCUUUCAGUCGUUGCUGCUAUUUCCCUGUGAGUUGUGACUGUUGAAUUGGAAACAAGGCCAUUCUUCAACAAAUAUUUUUCAUUUUUAAUGAUUUUAUUUUAUUAACCUUUA